Molecule: messenger RNA, 501 nt
Organism: Musca domestica (house fly)
Lineage: Eukaryota; Metazoa; Arthropoda; Insecta; Diptera; Muscidae
Product: protein lin-28 homolog
Exons: 5
Coding region: 1-501 (166 amino acids)
Molecular function (GO): nucleic acid binding; zinc ion binding
Source: RefSeq, a predicted model, not a curated record
AUGUUAGUGUCAUCUUCAGGAUACAUUUCCCCACAUGAAAUUGCCGGCGUUCGUUAUGGCAAGUGCAAAUGGUUCAAUGUGGCCAAGGGAUGGGGUUUUCUGACACCCAACGAUGGAGGCCAUGAGGUGUUCGUACAUCAGAGCAUAAUACAAAUGUCCGGCUUCCGUUCACUGGGUGAGCAGGAAGAAGUCGAAUUCGAGUGUCAUUUAACCGAAAGGGGUCUUGAGGCCACCAGGGUCUCUGGACCGCGCAGCAAGAAACGUCAUCGACGUGUACGCUGCUACAACUGCGGCGAAUUUGCCAAUCAUAUUGCCUCGAAGUGUCAUCUAGGACCCCAGCCCAAACGUUGUCAUCUAUGCAAGCAGGAUGAUCAUCUGUUUGCCAAUUGUCCAACUAAGAAGAAUCAAAAUGUGGAUCAAUCCAGUGCUAAUCCUGAUGAAGAAAAUUCCGGCGCUGGUGGUGGCAAUGAAGAAGAAAAUGUGGCCAAGGAUCAGAGUUAA